AUGUCGAAGAGAAACCAACCAGAAGGUGAAGCUGCAGGUGGCGGCGGACCAUCUAGCGAUCACGGUGGUCGUGGUGGUAAUCGCGGUGGCUACAACAAUGGCCAUGGCAACUAUUAUGGAAACUGGGGAAAUACUCCCAGUUAUCCUAUGCCUUAUCCCAACUACCCCCCGACUCCUUAUGGACAGCAACCCCCUCCAGCAUUUGGCUCGGGUUAUCCAUUUGGGCAAUAUCCCACUUACCCACCCACGGGACCGGGUUACAACUCGUACCACUUCACCCCCGAUGCCCCAUGGCAACCUGGGAACGAGCCUUCAAACCCAUUUUCUCAGUCUCACCAGGCCUCGCAAACACAGCAGAGCCAAAACAAUGGUAGACAACAGGGAGGAAAAAGAAAGAAGCCAAAGAAGUCUCACGAGGUUGAGAAGGCUUCGUUGUGCCGAGUCGAAUCAGACAAAGGUACUGCUGCCCCCGAGACCCCCAAUGUGCCCAAAGGUGGUGGUACGCAACAAAAGCCUCAUAGAGAGUUGCACUACCAAGGGAAUCAUGAUGAAGAAACCGGAGUCUGCGGCAACUGCAAGAAGCCUGGCCAUGAGGUCAUUCAGUGCUGGGCCAUCGGAAAAGAUGGAUUCACCCACGGCUGCGCUGUGUGUAACUCUGGAGAACAUGAGACCGACAGGUGCCAGCGCUUCCCAAAGGAAGUCAACCAAAAGAUCGAGAUACUGGUCAAAAGACGUGCCUGUCUCCCUCCACUCAAAACCGCAUUUUGGUACAACCUGAUGUGGAAGUGGGUAAAGAACAAUCCUACUACUGAAGUAAGCCAUCUUUUCCCCUGGACUACGCAGUUUGCUAUCGAUGUCCUGAAUGGCGAUCGUAAGUCAGAAGUUGAGGGGAUUCUUGCCACUAUGAGAAACAAUCCUGACAUGGAGCGAUCUCAAUUGAUCAUCGAUCCCGCAACAGCAAAUUGGGAGAAGGUGAAAGAAACAUAUGGCGGUGAUCCCAAGAACUUCUUUGAGAAGCUUCGAGCAGCCAAAGGCGCAGUCUCAAAACAACGGAUUGCCAACGCCAUUGUCCAAGAACAGCAGAGCCAUGCCUAUGUGGCGAGCGAAAAAGAAGAAUCUCGCCAUUCCGAUCCGAGAAUGAGUGACGAUGAAGUUGCAGGCUUCGAGCAAGGUGAUGGUGAUGGUGACCAGCAUCUGGCAUCCAAGAGCGCCUCACCCAUUGCUCAGAGGACGAGCCCAGCAAAAGAACCUCUGACUCAAACUGGAGUAGAAGAAGCCAAUGAUGACGAGAUGCAGGGAGAUGAGUCCAGCCCUUUGAAAGCUACACCUGUCGGCUCUUUCAGCACAGCUGCCACUGAGAGUGAUGAAGGCGAGGAGGAUAGUUACGUGCAGGUCAGGACUUGGCAGCUGGGAGCGGCGCAUAACGCCCUUUGGCCACCCCGUAGGAGAGGAGGCAGAUAG
Molecule: messenger RNA, 1461 nt
Organism: Fusarium mangiferae
Lineage: Eukaryota; Fungi; Ascomycota; Sordariomycetes; Hypocreales; Nectriaceae
Exons: 1
Coding region: 1-1461 (486 amino acids)
Source: RefSeq, a predicted model, not a curated record